This is a messenger RNA of Colius striatus (speckled mousebird), 3883 nucleotides long. It is a transcript of the gene NAPG, whose product is annotated as NSF attachment protein gamma. The coding region runs from base 88 to 1032 and encodes 314 amino acids. Gene Ontology annotation, cellular component: SNARE complex; vacuolar membrane. Gene Ontology annotation, molecular function: syntaxin binding; soluble NSF attachment protein activity. Gene Ontology annotation, biological process: intracellular protein transport. NCBI's taxonomy places the organism in Eukaryota, Metazoa, Chordata, Aves, Coliiformes, Coliidae. The record is from RefSeq and is a predicted model, not a curated record. The transcript is spliced from 12 exons.
UGAGCCUCGCGGCGCUCCGUAGGCGCAGCGCAGGGAAGUGGAGAAGUGCUGGUGCGCGCCCACGGGCAGGCCUGCCGCGCAGGCGAAAUGGCGGCGCAGAAGAUUAACGAGGCGCUCGAACACAUCGCCAAAGCGGAGAAAUAUCUGAAAACUGGCUUCUUAAAGUGGAAACCAGAUUAUGACAGUGCAGCUACUGAAUAUGGGAAGGCAGCUGUUGCUUUUAAGAAUGCCAAGCAGUUUGACCAGGCAAGGGAAGCCUGUUUACGGGAAGCUGAGGCACAUGAAAAUAAUAAAGCUCUAUUCCAUGCUGCCAAAGCUUAUGAGCAGGCUGGCAUGAUGCUGAAGGAGAUGCAGAGACUCCCUGAAGCAGUUCAGCUGAUCGAGAAAGCCAGCAUGAUGUACCUGGAGAACGGGACACCAGAUACAGCAGCUAUUGCCCUGGAACGGGCUGGAAAGUUAAUAGAAAAUGUGAGCCCAGAGAAGGCUGUGCAGCUCUAUCAGCAAGCAGCAUCAGUAUUUGAAAAUGAAGAACGUUUACGGCAAGCUUUAGAAAUGCUAGGGAAGGCAUCAAGACUUCUAGUCAGAGGACGGAGGUUAGAUGAGGCUGCAUUGUCUCUUCAGAAAGAAAAAAGUAUUUAUAAGGAAAUUGAAAAUUACCCAACAUGCUAUAAGAAAACUAUUGCUCAAGUCUUAGUUCAUCUUCACAGAAAUGAUUAUGUUGCCGCAGAAAGAUGUGUGAGGGAAAGCUAUAGUAUACCAGGAUUUAAUGGAAGUGAAGACUGUGCAGCACUAGAGCAACUUUUAGAAGGAUAUGACCAGCAAGAUCAGGAUCAAGUUUCGGAAGUCUGUAAUUUGCCACUCUUCAAAUACAUGGACAAUGAUUAUGCCAAGCUUGGUCUUACCUUGGUGGUCCCAGGAGGUGGAAUCAAGAAGAAAUCGCCAAAUGCUGCGCAAGACAAAGCAAGAGGUCCAGCUGCAGUGGGCUCUCAUGCUGAUGAGGAAGAGGAUGAAUAUUCUGGUGGACUAUGCUAGGUGCAGAUGUAGGUUGUCCUAACUAUCUGACUUAUUUGUGAUGUUGAGCUUAUCCAAAGGUACCAGAUUUACCUGAAGCUUCAUUGCAAUUGUGGUGUGGGAAUGCUAAUAACGUGGCAGCUUAUGGGCACAAUACAUGAGAAGAAGCAUGAUUGUACCUAUUGUCUUGAAACAUCUUUGGACAUCAUUUUUUACUUGGUAGGAGUGUCCUCAGGGCCUUGCCUUCAGUUGACCAGGAAAAAAACUGAGACAAAUUUUUACUAAAAGCACAGUUUAAAAGAAGCCAAAACUCUGGAAGCACUGCAGUAGAGAGCCUGAGACAAAACUUUAAAUGCUAGAUUUCAGUAGCUGACACAUUUUAGUCCCAGUAGUACGUUUGUGAUUGUUUUCUUAGUCAACUAUAGAAUUGUUCAUCUGGCUAUUUAUCUCCUGUUUAACACCAUUUAAGGCCCGGCAGGAUUUUUCACUAGUAUGAGCACUAGGGGGAGCGUUCAGUUUAUUUUCAACAGGUUUUUACUCCACUGGGAAAUGUUAAUACCUUAUUCUUUGCAAGGAGUAUCCAUGUGGGCAUGAAAAAUACUAAGUCAGCUAGCCUGAAGCUAUCUUGCAAGCUUGAGAGUACACACACAUUUUUCAUACUACAAAUUUUGUUGACUUGAAGUCUUUGGAAAUAAAUGUGUGCAUAAUGUUUGUAGUGGACAAAAUGGAAAGUGGAAGGAUUGGACAAACCUUUCUUAGCAAUCCUUCUGAAGCAUGCCAUAAGCAAAAAAGAAACUGAAGGUAGCAGAUGAUAUGCAUUGAAUAUAAAGCGCCAAAGAAAAUGUUUACCAUUGUUUCAAUUAUAUGUUGAAGUUCAUGAGAGCUCAAGAUGUUUAUUUACUAAUCAACAAAGACAUUUUGUUCUUCCCUGUUUUCAAAGGAUAGAAUAUAGCUUAUAAAAGCUAUUUUUCAGACUAUCUCAGAAUCCAAAGUAAGCAAAUUUAUUGCGUCUUCUCUAUUUUUAUUUGGUUUCAAGUUGUCACGUGUUUUGCAGCUUUCUGUAUUUUCUUCAAUUUGUUUAACCAUUUUAUGUUUAAAACUUCACGAUGACACUAGAGGCUGUACCUGUGAUCUGUUUCUUCAGAAGAACUUAACAUCUGCAGUAGAGUGAAAUUGCUUGGAAUCCGACAGACUUGUGCGGGAUACACGAUGCCUCAAGUUUAAUGAACAGUAAACCAAAAGCAUAGUUUUAAGUGUUGACACAGUUCCUGACACAUAAAGGAACUGCAUGUCUUCAGAAAGAUCAAGGAUACAUUUGACUUGCAUGUCAUGUCUGACAUCAGGGUGUCAGAUGUAACUGUGAUGAAGGUAAACUUUUUUUUAGAGGGGUAAUACUCACUUUCCUUGAGGUGGAUAGUACUAGAUAGCAUUUCAAUGGGCACACAAGAUACAUUGUGGUUUGCAGAUAGAGCUGCUGUAAAAGCCAUGUUAUUCAAUUUGAUAGGUGUUCAAAAAGCAGUUUAGUCUCUUUGUAUUAUGUAAUAAUCAACCUGGAUUUUAAAGCUAUUUGAGACUAUCCCUCUGGUUCUUUACUGCCUGAUAGGUAGUUUCCCUUUGUUGUUGAUGAUUUCUAUAGAAGCUUUUGCUCUUCUAAAUGAAAUUUUGCGAAUUGAGUUGCUUUUCUGUGAUUACACGUAUUACGUGAAAAAUGGUUUCGGAGACUUUAUUGUAACUCUUCUUUUUUUCACCACUGGAGCAACUCUAAGUUUGCUCAGCUUCUGCCUUGUGGAUUUGUUCAUGAGGAUGACCAUGCACUUCUUAUGAGGAAUCUUUAUCACAAGUAGAAAAAAACCCACACCUGUAGGAGCACUGGGAACACUACUUUUCUUCAGGCUUUUCCUGCUGCUUUGAAUUCUGAAAUCAGUUUUGUUGAAUGGUUCCAAGGAAUCUGGGGUUUUUUUUUUUUUGGACGUGUGAACAGUUGUAUAUAUCUGAGAAGACAAUAUGCAUAAGAAGAAAAAUUGUGAACCUUGUGUGCUUCUGUGCAAGAACUUGCAGUCUUUAUUUAAACCAUGCUUGUAAUACUAACAGGCCCUUAAAAGAAAAACCUAAAUUUUUGCAUUAGAUUCUUAAAAGAUACUUUUCAUAUUGACCAAAAAAAUAGAAUAGAUAUGCAAGACUGUCUUCCACCUUACCCAGCUUGUUUUCUCUGUUCCCUGUGUCAAGGGUAGAAAAUCUGAGACAAGUAACUAAACAUGUUAAGCUGCCAUUGAAUUAAAAGGGAUUUCUCUGAAUCUUGGAAGUAGGAUCUUAAUCUUCGAUUGCAGUGUUGCUGCAAAGACCAAAUCUGCAGAAAUUGAAGUGUCUGAAAAUAAGAUGGUCUAUUUUAUAUAACUUAUUAUCCUAUUUUAGACAAUGAAAGUGUGAUAGGAAUGUUAACUGCCUUUCAGUAAAUGUUUAACUAUAGAAGAAGCUGUUUGUAUAUUAUGUGUUAGUGUUCGUGUUGAUCUUUCAAAGCAAUUUGCACACUCAUGUAAAUAACAUUUAAGUGAUUUAAAGUGGGAAAGGUACCAUUUACAGCAAGAAAGUUUCCAAAACCAGUGAUGACUGUAAGAAAAAAUCAAAUUAAAUUAUGCAUGAAGGCUGAGCGAUGGCCGAUGCAAUGUGUAUGUAAAAUCAGAAGAUUUUUAAAUUAUCUGUAACUUAAGACUCAAUAUACCCAAGUGCAGUGUGAAACUGUGCUUUAUUUGUUCUUCUUCCAAAUCUGUAGUGUAUUAGAGUGCAAAAUGUGUUUGUAACAGUUCUACAGAUGCUGCUUCUUGAGAAGAGGCUGUGUGUUUCACCAACAGAAAAAAUAAAACUUGAAACUUAA